Molecule: messenger RNA, 1877 nt
Organism: Hipposideros armiger (great roundleaf bat)
Lineage: Eukaryota; Metazoa; Chordata; Mammalia; Chiroptera; Hipposideridae
Gene: YBX2
Product: Y-box binding protein 2
Exons: 9
Coding region: 43-1146 (367 amino acids)
Molecular function (GO): nucleic acid binding
Source: RefSeq, a predicted model, not a curated record
GCGGAGGAGGUGGCGGCGGGGGCCGGUACUGAACCCGGCGGGAUGAGCGAGGUGGAGGCGGCAGCGGUGGCGACAGCGGCCCCCGCGGCGACGGUGCCCGCCACGGCAGCAGGGGUGGUAGCGGUGGUGGUACCGGUGCCGGCGGGGGAGCCACAGAAAGCAGGCGGCGGGGCAGGCGGCGGCGGGGUUGGAGCCGCCUCGGGGUCCGCUGCUGGAUCUCCCUCGGCGCCAGGCCCCCGCAACCCUGGCAACCUGGCGACGGCGGCCUCAGGGACCCCCGCACCCCCAGCCCGGAGUCAGGCGGAAAAGCCGGUGCUGGCAAUCCAAGUCCUGGGCACUGUCAAAUGGUUCAACGUCCGGAAUGGUUACGGAUUCAUCAACAGGAAUGACACGAAGGAGGAUGUCUUUGUUCACCAGACAGCUAUUAAAAGAAACAACCCCAGGAAGUUUCUGCGCAGUGUUGGAGACGGGGAGACUGUGGAGUUUGAUGUCGUGGAAGGAGAGAAGGGUGCAGAAGCUGCUAAUGUAACUGGGCCCGGGGGGGUGCCAGUGAAGGGCAGCCGCUAUGCCCCCAAUCGACGUAGGUUUCGCCGAUUCAUCCCCCGCCCUCGUCCAGCUGCCCCACCACCCAUGGUGGCAGAGGUUCCAUCAGGUGGGACGGAACCAGGCAGCGAAGGGGAGCGAGCUGAAGAACCUGGGCAGAGGCCCAGACGACGGCGCCCACCACCCUUCUUUUAUCGCCGUCGCUUUGUGCGAGGCCCAAGGCCCCCCAACCAGCAGCAGCCUAUAGAGGGCACUGACGGGGUAGAACCUAAAGAGACAGCCCCAUUGGAGGGGGACCAACAGCAGGGAGACGAGCGGGUGCCCCCACCCAGAUUCCGGCCUAGGUACCGAAGGGUCCCCACUUCACUCCCCAGGCCUUUCCGCCCCAGGCCACCCCAGCAGCCUACCACAGAAGGUGGGGAUGGCGAGACCAAGCCCAGCCAAGGUCCCACUGAUGGUUCCCGGCCUGAACCCCAGCGCCCACGAAACCGCCCCUACUUCCAGCGGCGAAGGCAGCAGCCCCCUGGACCCAGGCAUCCCACAGCCCAGGAAGCCUCAGCUCCCAUCAAUAGUGGGGACCCCACUACCACCAUACUGGAGUGAUUCCAACUCAAAGCACACCCAGAGCUACCACCUGGUAAUCUGCCAGUUUUUCCAACUGACCUAUACCCUACCCAGUAACCCCCUCCCCCCUUUCCCAUAAUUCAUGGCAUCAGAACACUGGCCUUUUCCCCUUUUCCUUGAGACUCAGGAGGGCCAAAGCAACAGCCUUUUGCUUUUUUUUUUUUUCUCUCUCUCCUCUACCAAGGUUGAAGGAAGAGAUCUAUCCUUUUUGUUCAGAGGCACCAACUCCCUCCCCUAAAUCAGGCUGAGAAGGAACCAGCCAGCUAUUAACUCCUCCUGGUUGUUUUUCUUUCCCAUCCCAGUUUAUUUUUUGUUUCCCUUCUAUCUUUGACCUCUGAAGCCAUUUUAUGAACUGUCAUGUGCCACCUGAGCCUCCAGUAAAAACAAAAACAGGCUUUCCUGUUGUCUUGGUCUCUGCCUCUUUUCUGUUUUGAGAAUUGCUGGUAACCUGCUGGUGAAGGUGGGGAGGAGGAGGAUGUGGGGUAGUGGGCAGGGACUUGUCUUGAAUCCUUGUUCCCAUGUUUCUAGGUGUGCAGCUCUGAACAAGUGCUUUCAUCCCUGUGAGAGUCACUUCCCAUCUGUAAAACGGGGAUAAUAUUUCCCUUGCAGAAUGCAUGUUUUGUAAAGUGCUGAGAGCAGUCUGGCACUUGCAGCUACAACUUAUUAGCAUUUACUAUUAAAAGCAAUGACUAAAAAUAUAAGUGGGGGCA